GGAGGAGCCGCCUAAGCAGCGAGGCAAGUUAUUGGAGGAGGAGAGCUUGUCGUACCUGUGAGGCCCUGGAUUGGAAGAUUACAGCAGAAAAGGGCUGUGACUCCAGUAUGCAGCACCCAGGCCGGCUGAGGCUGAGGCCGUGGCUGGAGGAGCAGAUCGAGUCUGGGAGCUACCCAGGAGUCAGCUGGCUGGACCAGGCAGCACAAAUCUUCCAAAUCCCGUGGAAACAUGCCGCUCGUCAUGGAUGGAGUAUUGACCGAGAUGCUACACUCUUCAGGAGUUGGGCCAUGCACACAGGGCGGUACCAUCCAGGCAAAGAUACACCGGACCCCAAGACAUGGAAGGCAAAUUUCCGCUGUGCCUUGAACUCGCUGCCGGACAUCUCUGAGCUGCGGGAGCACAGCAGAAAGAGAGGCAGCAAUGCCUACAGAGUGUACAGGAUUCUGCCCAAAACACCAACUCACAGACGCAGGAGGGGGCUGCAGUUGUUCAGCAGGCCGCGAGAAAGACAUGGGAGUUUAGUUGAUGAAACACAAACUACACAUGCCUGGCAACCAAGAACGACAAGACCCAUUUCAGACAUACCGCAGAAGGUUGUGACGCCCGCAGAAGGCCCAUUUGGUAACAUGCAAACACACGGCAUGUGGGAUGGCAGACCAGAGGAGCAGGAGCAGAAUGAAGCUGUGUUUAAGUUGAUGGACCACUUGAAUAACACUGACGUCUGGAACCAGUCUGAGGAGCAGAGGGAAUGGAGAACACACACACUGUGGGACCACUGGCACCGUGCUGGGGAUGAUGACCCGUACUCUCUGCACACAGAGAACUACAGUGAGCUGUUUGGUCCAAACCACAUCAAGGAGCUCUCCGAUUGGUCCACACACCAGCAAACACUGAUGCUGUAGUUUUGCACUAAACAACUCAUCGUUUCUGCAGUUUGCAUUCUUGCUUAUAUUCAGCGUCUUUCUUCCUGCUGUCUGUGUGAUGAGCUGACCACUGGAAAUAAGAAACUAAAUUGCUCUGUGAGUCAGUCGGGCGGUCAUCCCCUCUGCUGAGCACGCUGAGAUGAAGAUCCUGUUCCAAGCCAAGCUUUCCUCUGUCAUCAUCAAUUGGGUUCAGUGCCUCAAACGUACUGACAUGACACCAAGCUCUCACCACAGCUCACUCUGUAAACUGAUCUCACGCUUCACUGCACGAUCACUUAUUUCUUUGAGUUUCACUGGAUGUUUAGCGAACAUAGGAGAAGCACACAGAGGCAUGACAAUGUGGCUGCAACAGUUUGUAGGCUGGGGGGUGGAGCUUAAAACAC
Notothenia coriiceps (black rockcod) is the source of this 1306-nucleotide messenger RNA. RefSeq names its product interferon regulatory factor 1-like. Lineage: Eukaryota; Metazoa; Chordata; Actinopteri; Perciformes; Nototheniidae. The transcript is spliced from 8 exons. The record is from RefSeq and is a predicted model, not a curated record. Gene Ontology annotation, molecular function: DNA-binding transcription factor activity, RNA polymerase II-specific; RNA polymerase II cis-regulatory region sequence-specific DNA binding. Gene Ontology annotation, cellular component: nucleus. Gene Ontology annotation, biological process: immune system process; regulation of transcription by RNA polymerase II. Bases 108 to 902 code for a protein of 264 amino acids.